AUGGGAUCAACUGUCGUUCAGCAAAAUACAGAGUUGCACCCCCCCCCCCCGAAAGGAAAUUUUAGGGCAGAAAAAGCCGGAGAGAAAAGGAAUGACUCCGGGAGCUUUGAGGGGAGAGUGGGCUUAGCUGUCCAUACAAACAAGGAAAAAGGACAGGAAAAGCAAGAUAAGAAUGAAGAAGAGGAGAAGAAGAGGAGAAGAAGAGGAAAAGAAAGAGGGAGAGGAAAAGAAAGAGGAAAAGAAAGAGGGAGAGGAGCGAGAGAUAGGCUAUCAGCGUGUGCCCGACCAACAAGGAGCGAUAUCAGCCCCCCGAGCGGAGAUGCGUUCGAGCAGCCCCGGAGGCAGUACCGCCAUUUCCUGUCCGGGCAGAUAUGGUUUCCGGAAAACGGGAUAACCAGGAGCCACACGCCACAGCGGUCCGUGCGUGUUCUCGUUCUCUGUGCGUGUGCUGCCCCCGAGAUGCGAGGGUCAGAGCAGGCCGAAUCAAACGCUUCUUCCUCGAUACCGGAGAAGAGCACAGCAAUCCUGAAAAGAUGGAGACUUUUCCUCCUUUCCAGGGCCACCCUCCUCUGGCCAGAUGAAGCCACUGGCUCCCAAGUCAGUCAGCCAGUCAAGUCUGAUCGCUGUCUGAAUCCAAGAAACAAGACAGACAGAACAGAGAGACAACUGGGGAAACGAGUUCUCCUCCAUUGCCGUAGGACAAACAUCAUCAUCCCCACGUCCCAAGGAUUCAUUGCAACCACUGAAAUUCUAAGCUUGGUUAUCACAAUCUCAGCCCUAUCAGUUCCUCUUUCGUGA
Coccidioides immitis RS is the source of this 798-nucleotide messenger RNA. RefSeq lists its product as uncharacterized. NCBI's taxonomy places the organism in Eukaryota, Fungi, Ascomycota, Eurotiomycetes, Onygenales, Onygenaceae. The record is from RefSeq and is a predicted model, not a curated record. The transcript has 3 exons. Bases 1 to 798 code for a protein of 265 amino acids.